This is a messenger RNA of Vidua macroura (Pin-tailed whydah), 3247 nucleotides long. It is a transcript of the gene METTL4, whose product is annotated as methyltransferase 4, N6-adenosine. Gene Ontology annotation, cellular component: cytosol; nucleus; RNA N6-methyladenosine methyltransferase complex. The record is from RefSeq and is a predicted model, not a curated record. Bases 170 to 1615 code for a protein of 481 amino acids. Lineage: Eukaryota; Metazoa; Chordata; Aves; Passeriformes; Viduidae. The transcript has 9 exons. Gene Ontology annotation, molecular function: RNA methyltransferase activity; nucleic acid binding; site-specific DNA-methyltransferase (adenine-specific) activity.
UGGAAAUAGAGAGGAGGAGGAUCCCAACCCCGGAAGGGCUCGGGGAAGGGCCGUGGCAGUACGACGGCCUGGUGGCGCCCCCGGAGGAGGUUGCUCCAGGAAGUACAAUUGGUUGGUGAAGGCUGAGGUUUCAGGGAGCUGAUUUUUCAUCCUGAAAAGGGGACUUACCAUGUCCGUGGUACAUCGUCUGACAGCGGGAUGGCUUGUGGAUCAUCUCUCUUUCAUCAAUCAGUGUGGCUAUGAGAUCUGUGACUCCUUUACACACCCUGCUAGUGUCACUCACAAUACUUCUGUCACAUCUACUGAAGACUGUCACAGUAUUUCUACUUUUGCUGCCACCCCCUCAUCACACCAUGGCCCUUCUUACGGUCCUGGAGGUGCCGUAGAAACAGAAGGUAAAAGAGCAAAAAUGAGAUACGUGUUUCGGGAGGAGUUCUUUGAUAUUUCUAAGCCCCAUAUAGCUGCAGCUCCUGAGGAGCAGCUGUGUCAGGGAUGUCCUGAGGUGAGUCUGACAGAAAUAAAGGCCAACAGCAACAGAGAGGAAUACCAAGAAGGAGCAAAGGGUGACACUGGAGAUUCUCUUGCCACUGCUAGGAAGAAACGUAAAAGGAAAUGUUUAUUCAACCAAGGUGAACUAGAUGCUUUGGAAUACCAUUCAAAGGUCAGGAAGCUCAUUUGGGAAGGGACUUUGCAUUUAGUCCAAGAGGGACUCAAAAGCGGUUUUCUUCACUGUACUACUGCAAAACUCAGUUGCAGGAAGAAUAAUGUUCCUCAACGCAUUGUCUGUGGCUUGGCUGAAUUAUGUGAAAUGGCAAAGCAGUUUCCAGCUGUUGAUGAAAGUGACCAUCAAGCUGUACGUGUGCUAGAGGAGGAAACCUCCAGUGCAGAGCAGGACCUGCUUUCGUGUGUUACGGAAAACAGCUCAAACUGUGCAAAGAUAAUUGUGUUAAUGGGGCAGAAAUACUUAGUACCACCAAAAAGCAGUUUCCUCUUAUCUGAUAUUUCAUGUUUACAGCCCCUGCUGAACUACAAGAAAAAAUACGAUGUAAUUGUGAUUGAUCCACCAUGGGAGAACAAGUCUGUUAAGAGGAGUAACAGGUACAGCUACUUGUCUUCAUGGCAAAUCAAGCAGAUUCCUGUACCAGCAUUAGCUGCUCCAAAUUGUCUUGUAGUCACAUGGGUGACUAAUAGACAGAAGCACUUACGUUUUGUUAAGGAUGAACUUUAUCCUCAUUGGUCGGUGAAAACACUUGCUGAGUGGCACUGGGUAAAAAUUACUACAACUGGAGAAUUUGUGUUGCCUUUGGAUUCUUUGCACAAAAAACCGUAUGAAGUUCUCAUACUGGGGAGAGUUCAGGGAGAUGUGAAGGAAGCCUUAAGGAAAUCUGAAGGCGUUAUUCCAAUUCCAGAGCAUCAGUUAAUUGUCAGCAUACCCUGCAGUCUGCAUUCACAUAAACCUCCUCUUGCUGCAGUUCUGGCAGAAUUCAUCAAGCCAGAUGUGGAAUGCUUGGAGUUGUUUGCUCGCAACCUACAGCCUGGCUGGACCAGCUGGGGAAAUGAGGUCUUGAAGUUUCAGCACAUUGAUUAUUUCACUCUUCUGCAGAAUGAAAACUGAGCUGGGUCUUAGACAUCUACACCUUCUGAAAUUCCACAUCUUCCCAAGGGGCUCUUGAACUAAGCUUUAUUACUGAUGGUGCACCUAAAGGUAACAGAAAUAAAACCAAUUGCAUUUUAGUUAGAAUUCUUUAAGUGACAGGAUAUCUGUUUAAUGCUAUCUCGCCUCUGUGCAAGGUGGUCCCUUAUUUUGAUAAUCUGAACAUAUUUAAGAUACUGAUGUUGUUACCAAAAAUCAGUGAAGAUAAAACUCCUUAACAGCAGGGUAGCAUUAAGAAGCAGGCAUUCUCUAUUUGGCCUGAUGCAUGAGGGAGUAUCUUCUCUGAAAUAUUGUGUAUGCUGAUUACAGAGAAAGCUCCUAUUUAAAUACUGUAUUUUACAUACAUAUUCAUUGACCUUUCUGAAUAAUGUACAGAUGAUGAUAAUUUGCCCAAAAGCAUUAACAUAUGUUCUCUCCCCUUUGCACACGUGUUCUUCUGUACCAGGGGUUUCUUUGGUGAUUCCUGGUGGUCAGCCACCCCAAAAUCAUAUUUGACCAUCCAAUGAACUGGUAAAAAGUUGGCAUAACUGGGCUGGUUACUCUGCAGUUUUCCUUCUUGGUCAAUGUUUAACAUGACCCUAGAGAAUAAGCAUUUUGUCAUUCUAUAGGCUUGUGGUUUUUGAAGAAUAAUCAUAUUAAUCCACCAGGUUGGUGGUGGGUUAAAACAAUUUUUCAUCUGCCAACAAUGUUAGAGUGUAAGUUCAUCCCUGUUCUUUUUAAACCUCAAGAAAAGAAAGACAUUUUAAAGUAUUCUCAUUGCAGCUAUCAAAUCUGAGCACAUUGCUACUGCUGUACUGUAGCUGUUGUGCUAUUUUUAAAGAAUUAUAAUAUAUUGUUUUUCAAGAGACAAUGGAAGUAAACAAUUCUGAAUGAUGCAUGUUUUCUUAAAGUUUUUUUUUUUGCAAAACAAUUGGUUUUGAACUAAAAUAGUUAUGAAGGCAGUGUAUUUUCCUACAUAUUUGUAUGUGUGUGUCUGCCUCAGGGAAAGUAAAAGGAGAAGUGCUUAUAUUUAUUGGCUCAUGAAUUCUUGACUGACCAUAUUCUAUGUAAAAUUAUACUUAUAAAACAAUUGGCAAUUCUGUCUUUGUGUAUAUGGUGUUAAUUUUUUGACUACAUUGUAAAUGAUCAGUCUCAACAUCUUAAAAAUUCUGAAAUUGUAACAGAUCAUAUGUAUUUUUUUAAAAAUUCUUUCCUAAUGUCCUGGAACAUUAUAAAGCCAUUCCAGUGAGCUGUAUUUUUCAGCUAACAAAAAAAUGAUCCCUUAAAAAAAAUAAAGAAUGGUACACUUUGUGUAUCCUUUGCUGUGCUUAAUUUUACUUUGAAAAAUACAAAGAAAAUGUAAUGAGGUCUCUGCCACUUACUCAUUUAUAGUACAGGCAGAGGUGCUGGACAAACUGAUUUUCCUGAUGGCAGGUUCCUGAAUUCUGACUGUUCGUAAUGGAGAUAAAAUACAUUGCCUAAUUUCUUUACCUUCAUUUCCAUUUUGGUAGCCUGGUGAGCUGUGAAGAUUUUUUCAAGUUAAACUUCAAAUGUUAGCAGAGUAUUUUUUUAUAAUUUUGUAAUAAAAAUGAAAAUAAAAGCUUGUGUCUUAUU